AUGGAGAGCUCGGAUAUCUCAAGCUCGGAAGAGCAUACACCUAGCGAUACGGCAGCUCUACCUCAUCUUGUCAUCCAGUUGAUCCAGUGCCAACGAUGCUCCCGCCCUUUGCGAAAUCCACUUCGCCUACCAUGCGGUAAUUCAGUCUGCCGGGAAUGUCUACCCGCAUCUCGGCCGCGGACGGGUAUUACUUACCCCGUGGCUGAGGGGAGAGACCAGGAAUUUACAUGCUUUUGGAAGGGAAACAAGGCGUGUGUCGGGGACCAUUGCGUUGGAGACUGUAGCGCUGAUGUGUUGCUUGGAAAGCUGGUUGGUCUCUUUGAAGAAAUACUGGGGUCAGAGGCAACGAACGUACCCCAAAAUUGGUCCGAGGAUGAUGGACCAUCACUACAGUGGAAAACCGAUGGACAGAGUCAGGAUGGAACAUGCGUGGCUGGGGGGAUCUAUAAGCUGGCACUGGAAGGCCGAUUCCCGUCUGAUGCAUGCGAGGUUAUCUAUGGAGGCUCUACAACCCCAGCCGGAAGCAUACAAGAUCAGGAUCUCCUUCACUUCCAAACACUGCGAGACAGCCUCCGCGCUGAGUUAGACUGCCAGGUUUGCUAUUCACUCGUUCUGGAUCCGAUGACCACGCCUUGUGGCCACACCUUCUGCCGAACAUGUGUCGCACGGGUCUUGGACCACACCGAUCUGUGUCCUAUUUGUCGCCGAAAGCUAGGCAUGCCGAAUGACCUACAGUCAGAGCCCAUAAACCAGACUGUGGCGCGGCUGAUCGACUACUUUUUCCCCGAGCAGAUCUCAGUCAGGCGGGAGACCAGCGCCCAGGAUGAGGCAGGCCCGGAUUUCGAGAAGAACUUGCCACUUUUUGUGUGCACACUAGCAUUCCCGACAAUGCCGACUUUCCUCCAUGUCUUCGAGCCCAGGUACCGACUUAUGAUUCGGCGGGUCCUCGCAAAUGGAAAUGGGAAAUUCGGCAUGGUCAUGUACAAUCGACAAGGCCGGCUACAGAUAGGUCAAAUGCGUGAUGCACCGUUUAUGCAAUACGGAACGCUCUUGAUGAUCGAGCGAUAUGAGCUGCUUCCAGAUGGUCGCAGUCUUGUGGUGGCUACGGGCGUGUCGCGGUUCAAGAUCGUCGAGUCAGGAAUGCUGGAUGGCUAUCAUAUUGCCAAAACAGAGCGCGUAGAUGACAUCUCGCUUGCAGAGGAGGAGCGGCUUGAGUCGACGGAGACCUCAGCAAACGGUGUAAAUGCUCUACCAGAAGUGAAUGAAUCUGGUCGUCCGUUAGACUCCAUCCCAACUCAACAGUUACUCCUCUCGGCAAAAGAGUUCAUCAGCAAUCAACGCAGGUCUGGAGCUCCUUGGCUGCACCCACGCGUCAUGCUAGCAUAUGGGCCGGUUCCUACUGAUGCAGCUCGCUUCCCAUGGUGGUUUGCGAGCAUUUUACCCAUCUCCGAAGAAGAGAAAUAUCCAAUACUUGCCGCUACAAGUGUUCGAGAGAGACUUAAAGUCUCGGCAAAAUGGGCAAGACAACUCGAGGCUCGAGACUGGUAG
Messenger RNA from Penicillium concentricum, 1548 nucleotides. RefSeq lists its product as uncharacterized. The transcript has 2 exons. The coding region runs from base 1 to 1548 and encodes 515 amino acids. The record is from RefSeq and is a predicted model, not a curated record. NCBI's taxonomy places the organism in Eukaryota, Fungi, Ascomycota, Eurotiomycetes, Eurotiales, Aspergillaceae.